AUGUUUGCUCAGACUUUCACCACCGCCUUUCUCAUCGCCGCUGCCGUCGCCGCUCCUACUGGCCCCAGCACCACCACCGGCACCAAGACCCCGACGCGCACCGUCCCCUUGACCGGCGUCACUCACACCGUGGCCGCCGGCCGCGGCGCUCUGAGCUUUGAGCCCAACAACAUUGUCGCCGAGAUCGGCGACGUGGUGGAGUGGCACUUUGCGCCGCGCAACCACUCGGUGGCCCAGUCCUCGUUUGGCGAGCCGUGCAAGCCCCUCAAGGACGCGGCCACGGGCCACGAGACGGGCUUCUUUUCCGGCUUCAACUUUGCCGUGCAAGAGGGCCAGAGCGCCAAUGUGUUCCAGGUCGUCGUCGAGGACAAGACGCCCAUCUGGUUCUACUGCUCCCAGACCAACGGCAACCACUGCCAGAACGGCAUGACGGGCGUCGUGAACCAAAACUUCAACUCGCCCAAUACCCUCGCCGCGUAUAAUGCCCUGGCCAAGGUCUCGGGGACUAGUGUUUCUCCGGCUGUUCAGCAGCCUGUUGGAGGUGUCAUCCCCAACCCCAACCCGCUCUCUGGUUUCUAA
Molecule: messenger RNA, 579 nt
Organism: Pestalotiopsis fici W106-1
Lineage: Eukaryota; Fungi; Ascomycota; Sordariomycetes; Amphisphaeriales; Sporocadaceae
Exons: 1
Coding region: 1-579 (192 amino acids)
Source: RefSeq, a predicted model, not a curated record